Messenger RNA from Suncus etruscus (white-toothed pygmy shrew), 1677 nucleotides. RefSeq names its product ST3 beta-galactoside alpha-2,3-sialyltransferase 4 (gene ST3GAL4). The coding region runs from base 146 to 1147 and encodes 333 amino acids. The transcript has 11 exons. The record is from RefSeq and is a predicted model, not a curated record. Gene Ontology annotation, molecular function: sialyltransferase activity. NCBI's taxonomy places the organism in Eukaryota, Metazoa, Chordata, Mammalia, Eulipotyphla, Soricidae. Gene Ontology annotation, biological process: glycolipid biosynthetic process.
CCUGCCCGGGACCCGGCCGAGCGGAGCCACCGCGCCCGCGCCUAGCGGAUCGGAGCCGCGCGCCCGCCGCGCUCCACCCGCGCGGGUGGCCCGAGGCAGCCAGGAUGACAGCUGUCUUCAGGGACCCUGCUACCUGCUGAAAAACAUGAUCAGCAAGUCCCGCUGGAAGCUCCUGGCCAUGUUGGCUCUGGUCCUGGGUGUCAUGGUGUGGUACUCCAUCUCCUGGGAAGACAGGUACUUCGAACUCUUUUACUUUCCUGUACCUGAGAAGAAAGGGCUAUGCCUGCAUGGGGAGACUGAGAAGACCGUAUCCCAGCUCUUCGGCAACUACUCCCGGGAUCAGCCUAUUUUCCUGCAGCUAAAGGAUUAUUUCUGGGUCAACACUCCCUCGGCUUAUGAACUUCCCUUUGGGACCAAAGGCAGUGAGAACCAUCUGGUGCGGGUUCUGGCCAUUAUCAGUCAUUCCAUUCCUGAGAGCAUCCAAAGCCUCAAGUGUCGCCGCUGUGUGGUGGUGGGCAAUGGGCCUCGACUGCGUAACAGCUCCCUGGGUGGGGCCAUCAACAAGUAUGACGUGGUCAUCAGACUCAACAACGCCCCGGUGGCCGGCUACGAGGGUGAUGUGGGCAACAAGACCACCAUGCGGCUCUUCUACCCCGAGUCAGCCCAUUUUGACCCGCAGGGGGAGAACAAUCCAGACACUCUCUUCGUGCUGGUGGCCUUCAAGGCGCUGGACUUCCACUGGAUUGAGACUAUCCUUAGAGACAAGAAACGGGUGGGAAAGGGCUUCUGGAAACAACCCCCUCUCAUCUGGAAGGCGAACCCUGAACAGAUCCGGAUUCUCAACCCCUUCUUCAUGGAAGUUGCAGCAGAGAAACUGCUUCACCUCCCAGUGCAGCAGCCCAGAAAGUUGAAACAGAAACCCACCACGGGCCUGCUGGCCAUCACCCUGGCCCUCCACCUCUGCGACCAAGUACACAUCGCUGGCUUCGGCUACCCUGAUGCCUUCCACAAGAGACAAUCCAUUCACUACUAUGAGCAGAUCACGCUCAAGUCCAUGGCGGGGUCCGGCCACAAUGUGUCCCAGGAGGCCCUUGCCAUCAAACGGAUGCUGGACAUGGGAGCAGUCAAGAACCUCACCUCCUUCUGAGUGGUCCAGAGCCAACCACUGCUCUCUCCUCUGCUGCCUGAGCCCCCCCACCUAUGGCUGUGGGGGUAUCUGGUGCCAUCCUGACCUGCCCCUGCUCCCUGGUCCCCACCCCGAGUGGGGAAGGAGUCCCAGGCCGGGCCCAAGAUCAGUUCUCUGGGGGCCAGAUCUGGCCUGGUGGAGGUGCUGGGGCCCAGGGGCAGGGCACAAGGCCAAGGGCCACGGCCUCCACUCUCCCGCAGCGGGAGAUUAUUUAACGGGCUAUUUAAUUCAGGGUAGGCGUGUGCUGAGGGCUGGCCCUAUGGCACCCAGGAAAGGAGGCACAAACAGUGUUGUCCACUUUUUAUAGAGACGCACCUGAGCCAGACCCACGAAGGCCCCAAAGCAGGUGUGGAGUGGGUGGGUAGGUGGGUGGUGACUGCCCCCUUGAGGGGCCAGUACCUCCCAACAGGCUUGGGACAGCCUUGAUGUGCAUUCCAUGAAGAAAAAAGAGAUGGGAAAGUUAUCAUUAAACUAUUUUUCCUAAAAUGGAA